UGAAACAGAUGAUGACAAAAGGGAACAAUGAGGAUCAACAAUGAAAAAAUGCAGUGAUCACACGAGGCCCAUCGCCAUAUCUUCUGAAUCUGAAAGAACAAUCCAGAGUCCCUUCAAUCCUUCUCUUCCAAUUUCUAUUUCAUUACCCUAAACCCUUCUCUAAACCUACUUUCUUUUCAAAUUUUUCAACACUGACACAGUCCCACACAGACCCACAAAGAAAGAGAAAGAGAGAGUGACAGAUUUCCUAAUAAAUAGUGGCCGACCCUCUUUAGGGUUCAUCGAUUUUUGUCUUCAUUUCCACGUUCUCCCAGAUUCAUCGAUUCUGUUUUCACUCUGUUUUGAAGGCCUCGGAACACUCUACAAACUCGUUUACAUUACUGGGUCAAGCUAGUUGAGGCUUGAGAUUCAGUGAUUGUGGGAAAUGGGGAGGAUCCGGUGCUUCUUGGAUAUCAGUAUUGGAGGUGAUCUUGAGGGUAGAAUUGUGGUGGAGCUUUACGACGAUAUAGUGCCUAAAACAGCUGAGAAUUUCAGGGCUCUUUGCACUGGCGAGAAGGGCAUUGGUCCUCAUACCGGCGUUCCCCUUCAUUUCAAGGGGUCAUGUUUCCACCUUGUUAUAAAAGGAUUCAUGGUACAAGGUGGAGAUAUUUCUGCUGGAGAUGGUACUGGUGGAGAGUCUAUAUAUGGCAUGAAAUUCGAUGACGAAAAUUUUGAGGUGAAACAUGAAAGAAAAGGAAUGUUGUCUAUGGCUAAUUCUGGUCCCAACACAAAUGGGUCCCAAUUUUUUAUCACAACUACUCGAACUCCUCAUUUAGAUGGGAAACAUGUAGUGUUUGGGAAGGUUCUGAAAGGAAUGGGUGUUGUUCGUUCAAUUGAGCAUGCUACAACUGGUGACGAUAACUGCCCUACUGCCGAUGUUAUUAUUGUGGAUUGUGGAGAAAUUCCUGAGGGAGCAGAUGAUGGAAUUUCAAACUUUUUCAAUGAUGGGGAUACGUUUCCUGAUUGGCCAGCUGACCUGGAACAAAGCUCUGAUGAACUUGAAUGGUGGGUGAAUGCAGUUGAUUCUGUGAAGGUUUUUGGCAACGAGCAUUACAAGAAGCAAGACUACAAGAUGGCUCUCAGAAAGUAUAGGAAGGCUUUACGCUACCUUGAUAUCUGCUGGGAAAAAGAAGGAAUCGAUGAAGAGAAGAGUUCAUAUCUUAGAAAAACUAAAUCACAGAUAUUCACAAACAGUUCGGCUUGUAAAUUGAAGUUAGGGGAUCUAAAAGGAGCAUUGCUAGACACUGAUUUUGCAAUGCGUGACGGAGACAACAAUGUUAAGGCUUUGUUUCGCCAAGGUCAGGCAUACAUGGCUCUUAAUGACAUUGAUUCUGCUGUCGAAAGUUUCAAAAAGGCAUCAGAUUUGGAGCCAAAUGAUGCUGCCAUAAAGAAAGAGCUUGCUGCCGCGAGGAAAAAGAUUGCUGACAGACGUAAUCAAGAAAGAAAGGCAUAUAGCAAGAUGUUCCAGUAGCCCCUGAUUAUCUUCUUUGUUUUGUUUGUUUGUUUGUUUUUCCCAUCUUCAAUCAAGGUUUAUGGAGUAGAGAGCUAGAUCCAUACCCGACGAGUUUCACCCAUGCGAAAUCAAAUCGAUCGAUAUUUGAUUGACCGAUGGUUGGUACUGCAUUGGUGCUUUGAACUGGAAGAUGUUAAAAGUAAUGUACUAAGGCUGGAUGAAACUCUCCAUUCAAACAAUUUUGUCAACAAGAAAAACCAAUGAGAUUUAAAAAAAUACAUUAUUUGUUCUCUUAUUUUCCUCUUUUAAAGUUUCUAUGGCAUUCUGGACAGGUUUUUGGCUUUAAUGGUUAGGAUUUUAUAGGUUUUGC
Molecule: messenger RNA, 1862 nt
Organism: Benincasa hispida (wax gourd)
Lineage: Eukaryota; Viridiplantae; Streptophyta; Magnoliopsida; Cucurbitales; Cucurbitaceae
Product: peptidyl-prolyl cis-trans isomerase CYP40-like
Biological process (GO): protein folding; protein peptidyl-prolyl isomerization
Cellular component (GO): cytoplasm
Molecular function (GO): protein binding; peptidyl-prolyl cis-trans isomerase activity; cyclosporin A binding
Source: RefSeq, a predicted model, not a curated record